Molecule: messenger RNA, 1656 nt
Organism: Prunus persica (peach)
Lineage: Eukaryota; Viridiplantae; Streptophyta; Magnoliopsida; Rosales; Rosaceae
Product: probable mannitol dehydrogenase
Exons: 5
Coding region: 29-1120 (363 amino acids)
Biological process (GO): lignin biosynthetic process
Molecular function (GO): cinnamyl-alcohol dehydrogenase activity; zinc ion binding
Source: RefSeq, a predicted model, not a curated record
CAUACACAAUAUUGAUUAAGGUACAAUAAUGUCUCAAAAAAUAUCAGGGGCCGAAGAACAAGCAGUGAAAGCCCAUGGAUGGGCAGCUAGAGAUUCCUCUGGUGUUCUUUCUCCCUUCCACUUCACCAGGAGAGUUAAUGGUGAUAAUGAUAUCAGCAUGAAGAUACUCUAUUGUGGAAUUUGCCACUCAGACCUUCACCUCGCUAAGGACGAAGUGGGAAUGACCAUAUAUCCCAUUGUCCCAGGACAUGAGAUUGUAGGAGAAAUGACAAAGGUGGGGCGCAAUGUCACAAAAUUCAAAGUAGGAGACAUAGCCGGAGUUGGGUGCGUGGUGGGUUCAUGUCGCUCAUGCGACAACUGUACACAGGACCUGGAAAACUACUGCCCCAAAAUGGUGUGGACCUACAACAAACACCACGAAGACGGAUCAAGAACCUUCGGUGGAUACUCCGACAAGACAGUAGUCGAUGAGCACUUCGUCGUUCGAAUCCCCAAAAACCUUCCACUACAAGGUACUGCCCCAAUGCUGUGUGCUGGGAUUACAGUUUACAGCCCUAUGAGAUACUUUGGACUGAUGGAGCCUGGUAAGCAUUUGGGUGUGGUGGGGCUUGGUGGCCUUGGCCAUAUGGCCGUGAAGUUUGCCAAAGUUGUUGGAGCAAAAGUUACUGUGAUAAGUACCUCCCCCAAUAAGAAGAAGGAAGCUGUGGAACAACUUGGUUUUGAUGAAUUUCUGAUUAGUCACGACCAAGAGCAAUUACAGGCUGCCAUGGGUACAAUGGAUGGUAUCAUCGAUACAGUUUCAGCCGCUCACCCUCUCUUGCAUUUGGUUGGCCUGUUGAAGACCAAUGGAAAACUAAUUCUGGUUGGUGCUCCAAUCCAGCCUCCUGAGCUACCAGUUUUCCCUUUAAUCUUGGGGAGGAAGCUUGUUGCUGGCAGUGCAAUUGGGGGAAUGAAAGAGACCCAAGAGAUGAUAGACUUUGCAGCAAAGCACAAUAUCACAGCAGAUGUUGAAGUUAUUCCAAUGGAUUAUGUGAACACUGCCCUUGAACGAGUUGCCAAGACUGAUGUUAAGUACCGCUUUGUCAUUGAUGUGGCAAACACCAUAAAAUCUCCAUAUUGAUAUGAAAAUAACUUCCUAGCCAACAUGCCUUGUUUGGCAAUAAGAUGAAUUGCUAAGGAUCAUCAUCGCGCACAUGGGAUGUUUGGCCUUAUUAAUUCCAUAGAGACGAAGAAUAUAUUUUAAGAUGCACAAGGGAGUGCUUAAUUUUUUGUCGUGUGUAUCUUAUUCUUGAAAUAAAGUCGAUGUUUAUGAAAUUUUUGGGCUAUUAAUUUCUAGGCAAACUUUGUUACUCAUUCUUUGAUAUGAGAGCUCCAUAUAAACUUCUCUAGUCCUCUUAAAUUUUUCAGGUGAAUGUUAACUUCUAGUCUUUACUAUCAUCAAUACCUGAUUGUUACCUCAAGAGUUGGUGGUGUAAAAGUUCAGAAAUUUGUUUCAGAUGAAAAAAACACGAAAAUAAAAAUAAAAAAUAGUACUUUCAUUCGUAAUUCAUGACAAAAACAAUACAAGCUGCAAUCACAAUUAAUUUUUCUAAUUCUGAACCAAUUGAGAUAUAAAUUUCACUAAAAAGCUCUAUUAAUUAGUUUUCAAAUGCAUAU